GGCACUUCCCACACUCCUCCUCUUCCCCCCAUCACUCUCUCUCUCUCUCUCUCUCUCUCUCAAACCAACCUCCCACCCAUAAAAACAAACCCACAUUUUCAAGAACGGAGAGAUAGAGAGUGAGACAACGCAAGAACAAUGAUGUCCGGAGCAAGAAUGAGAUCAAGUUUGUCUGAUAGCCCCAAGACCACCAAAGCCACCAAUAAUGGACCACCCUUGUCUGCCAGGACCUUCAGAGGCUCAGCAAAGCCGACCAGUAAGGUGACGCCGCGUGUCGCCGGAGCUUGGAGCAUGAGUCCUCUGAUGGAGGCUUUACCUGGCUCUCCACCACCUGUUGGUAGCAGUGGCUCCAGCCCUAUCAGCUCGUUGAGCUCCAAGACUUGUUCUCCCAAAUCAGAGAAGACUAGUUUCUUCUCUGACAUGCCUACAAAUGCGUCCACCCCAAGAAACCAGGAUGGGUUGGAGAAUGCCAAAGACUAUGGCCGGCUCUGUCUCACCAAUUUCCAGAACAAUCCUCACAAGGGUUCCUGCCUGAGCAAGCUGUCAAUGGCCUCGGAUCCUCACCAUGAAAUUGUUGAGCACCAAUCAAACUCAGAGAGAGAGGAGAGGUCUGUUGAUGAAGAGGAUAGCCAUUUGGCAUGUGGGGAGCAGAGCACAAAUGAAGAAUCCGAUGGCGGCGGAAGCCCGAUUGCCGGAAGAGAUAAGCUGAUGGAACGGCCGAAGCCGUACCAUGAGUUCUUGGAUGAAGUCAAGAAGCAGGAGCUGCAGGCUGAGGUUGAGGCAUGGAAGAAAGCUGAGCAAAUGAGGCUUAUGACCAAGUUGAGAAGAGAAGAAGCUGCCAUUGAGGAAUGGGAAUUCAAGCAGACCAGCAAGGCCCUGAAGGACAUCAAAAAGCUUGAGAUUAAACUGGAGAAGCAACGUGCAAAAGCAGUGGAAAACACAUGGAAGACAAUAAGCUUGACCAAAGAGGAGGCAAACAGGAGGAAGAUAAGAGCAAGGCAAUGCACAAUCGGAAGAAUAUCAGCAGUUUCAGAAAAUUAUCAGAAGUCCAACUCCUCCACCAAGAGCUUAAUUUGGAACAAACUCACUGUUUACUGCAAGUCCAUGUAUUUCAAAUCUGUGCAAGGCAAGGUGCCAACAUCAUCAGAAAGGCAACGGUCGUUAAAGUAGUUUCCUUUCUCAUAAGCUAUCUGACAUCGAAUAAAGUUAGAUGUGUGCCAGAAAUCGUUGUAACCUUAUGUCAUGAAUAAACUUGGGUAUGUGCAAGCAAUCCCUUAAUUUCUAGUGGAAAACAGAGCAAGUCUUUCAAAAGCA
Rosa chinensis is the source of this 1314-nucleotide messenger RNA. RefSeq lists its product as uncharacterized. Lineage: Eukaryota; Viridiplantae; Streptophyta; Magnoliopsida; Rosales; Rosaceae. Bases 139 to 1170 code for a protein of 343 amino acids. The transcript is spliced from 4 exons. The record is from RefSeq and is a predicted model, not a curated record.